This is a messenger RNA of Ostertagia ostertagi, 465 nucleotides long. NCBI's taxonomy places the organism in Eukaryota, Metazoa, Nematoda, Chromadorea, Rhabditida, Trichostrongylidae. The record is from the annotation of a GenBank genome assembly.
AUGGGCAGCACAGGACCUCUUGAAAUUCCUCCUGUAAGGAAGAAAAGUGCUGAAAUGUACUUGCAUGAUUACGAUCUCGAUGACGAUCUCUCGAUUGCUUCACCUCCCGUCAGCAAACCUGUCAUCGACGUCGAGGAUCCCGUGGAUGCUCUCAGUGCGAACAGGGAGCAAACUAGACUGGUGGCUGCAGGAUGUCGUGGAGUACUGAAAGUUUUCAAAAUGGACGAGGAUGGCUUAGAACAGGUCGCUGAUUUGAGAUCUGCACGGAGUCGUCGUUUGAACCUGCUAUAUUCUCCAAGUAACGUUGCUUGGAGUAAACUAAAAGAAUUGCAUUACAAGGCGCAUCAGCGUUCGGCUACCGUGGUUCAUUUUCAUCGUUCCAAUGAGAAUUUGCUGGUUAGUGGCUCGCGAGAUGCUGCUGUGUUCCUGUACGAUCUUCGUGAACAAGAUCCCGUGAAGAAGUUU